Messenger RNA from Telopea speciosissima, 2044 nucleotides. Its product is annotated as pentatricopeptide repeat-containing protein At3g06430, chloroplastic. Bases 127 to 1659 code for a protein of 510 amino acids. The record is from RefSeq and is a predicted model, not a curated record. NCBI's taxonomy places the organism in Eukaryota, Viridiplantae, Streptophyta, Magnoliopsida, Proteales, Proteaceae. Gene Ontology annotation, molecular function: mRNA binding; protein binding. The transcript is spliced from 2 exons.
ACUCUGCUCAGAAUUCCUCUAUGAAUCCUCCCUGAGAUCUAAUAAAUAAUCUUCACUCUUCUCAAUCUCUCAGCCCUUUCACUAUUUGCUAAAAAAAGGGUGUGGUGGUCUUUCUCGCCGUCACCGAUGGCGUCUCUGUCUCUUUCCUUUACUUCUUCUUCUUCUCUUCGUCCAUCAUCACUUUUCCUAUUCCUAGAGGAGAAGAAGGGCAAAGGAAAAGCUAGGAUGAUCGAAGAAUACGACAGCUUUGGGUUUCCUCGCUACGCAUUUGCUUUGCCUGUGAGAAAUGGAACUUCUGCUCCUUCCUCAUCGUCUUCGUCGGUCCGUACGUCGGGCCCUAAACGUGAGCCUCCUGCUACGAAGCGCCUUUGGAAGACUGGAGAGUUCCCCGGAAUUUCCGACGCUUCGGUGCUCAACCCUUCGAGAACUCCCAUAAAAAAUGUUAAGAAGAAAGUGGAUAAAAAGAACAACGCUAAGGCUUGGGUGAACACCGUUACCGAAGCAUUGGCUGAACGAAUUCAGAAGAAGCAAUGGGAAGGUGCCCUACAGGUUUUUGAGAUGCUCAAAGAACAACCUUUUUAUCAACCAAAGGAGGGAACUUACAUGAAACUCUUGGUUCUACUUAGUAAAUCGGGCCAGCCUCAUCGGGCCUGUCAACUCUUUGAGACGAUGGUUGAAGAAGGAUGUGAACCCACCCCAGAACUGUACACAGCUUUGCUCGCAGCUUAUUGCCGGAGCAACCUUAUUGAUGAAGCAUUCUCAGUCCUCAAUCAAAUGAAGACCCUACCCCGUUGCCAGCCUGAUGUCUAUACGUACAGCAUCCUCAUAAAGGCUUGUAUUGACGCAUUACGGUUUGAACUAGUUGAUUCCCUGUAUGGAGAAAUGGAUGAUCGCUUAAUAACCCCAAAUACAGUCACGCAAAACAUAGUUUUAAGUGGCUAUGGGAAGGCUGGUAAAUAUGACCAGAUGGAGAAAGUGCUACAUGGGAUGCUUGAGAGCUCUACCUCUAAACCUGAUGUCUGGACCAUGAACACCAUUCUAAGCUUAUUCGGCAACAAGGGUCAGAUCGAGAUGAUGGAGAAAUGGUAUGAGAAAUUCCGCACCUAUGGAAUUGAGCCAGAAACACGCACUUUCAAUAUUCUGAUUGGUGCUUAUGGGAAGAAACGAAUGUACGAUAAAAUGUCAUCUGUGAUGGAGUACAUGCGCAAGCUGUCCUUUCCCUGGACAACCUCGACUUAUAACAAUGUGAUCGAAGUCUUUGCAGAUGUUGGGGAUGCAAAAAACAUGGAGUAUACAUUUGACCAAAUGCGUGCAGAGGGAAUGAAAGCAGACACCAAGACUUUCAGCUGCCUUAUUAGUGGGUAUGCUAAUGCUGGUCUCUUCCAUAAGGUGUUGAGCUGUGUUCGUUUGGCUGGUAAGUUGGAAAUACCAGAGAAUACUUCGUUCUAUAAUGCAGUAAUUUCUGCAUGUGCAAAAGCGGAGGAUUUGAUGGAGAUGGAAAGAGUUUUCAAGCGUAUGAAGGAUAAGAACUGUCCCCCUAAUUCCUCAACUUACUCUAUUAUGGUGGAAGCAUACAGAAAAGAAGGUAUGAAUGACAAGAUCUUUGAUUUAGAGCAGGAGAAACAAGAGAUGGUUGCCGAUGGUUUAGAAAUUGACUGAGGGAAGUGGGAACCGACUUAUCUGGGUGAGGUCUGAUAGAGAAUACAGAAUAGAACUGCUUGCUGUUGGAGUCAGAUUUGGUGCGGAACAACUAAAUUGCCUUUCAAAAGUUAUGCUGGGCUUCAUUAGAAAAUUUGCCAAAGGUAAUCCAGCUAUUACUUUUGAAUAUAGUUAAGUGUAAUAAUAGCCCAUCUGUUCAGUGUUUGGGAAUAGGGAACAUGUUCUAACGAACCUAAUAUAACAACAUUCUGACAUCUAUUAUCUUCUGAUGCAGUUCCAUAUAUUCAGAGUACUGCAUGUAUUUUUUGAAACAGAUGAUGCUCUCUUCAAAUUUAGCCUGGUCUUUUGCAUUCAUGGUGCAAUAUUCCAGAAAAUUUUAGCUUUA